UAAAACAAAAGUUAGAUUUUUGUGGAUUGUGAAUUUGAUGUAUUGAAAUAAUGAAAUGUGAUUUGGACAUCAAACCUACUACUUAGUAGUGUAGUUCAUGCCGUUUAAAUACUUGUAUAUUACUUUUAAAAAAAAUUAAGUAUUAUUUGUUAUUUUGCUCAGUUAAAUAAAUAAAUAUUUUAUCUUAUAUCAUGGAAAAUUCAGAAAAUCAAUCUAUUAAAGUUGGAUUGUUAGAAGAGGAAGCUCGAAAACGCAAGGAACGAUUGGCAAAUUUGAAAAAAUCUUUAGAAAAUAAAAACGAAUCAAAAACCAACGAAGACAUUGUGGAAAAACCAUUACCUAAGCCAAGAUUCAAAAGUUAUAUUCCAGAAGAUGAAGGGCUUAAAGCUGAACUUAUACCUACUCCUCAACCAGGUAAUAUUGUUGCUGAAGUCGAGGAUCAAUUAAAAGCUGGAGAAACCGUUUUUACUGUUCAAGAAUUGGAUUUAAAUACAUUAGCACCAAGAAAGCCAGAUUGGGAUUUGAAAAGAGACAUAGAAAAGAGAAUG
This is a messenger RNA of Diuraphis noxia (Russian wheat aphid), 548 nucleotides long. Its product is annotated as coiled-coil domain-containing protein 12. The record is from RefSeq and is a predicted model, not a curated record. Gene Ontology annotation, cellular component: post-mRNA release spliceosomal complex; U2-type spliceosomal complex. Lineage: Eukaryota; Metazoa; Arthropoda; Insecta; Hemiptera; Aphididae.